UUAGCUGGUGAUAGAGAGAAAAAAAGGAAUAAACAAAUUAGUGACGUGAAAAAUGGUUAGGCAUUUCAGCAAGCGGUAUAGUUGUUAGAAAUACCCCGCCGUAAGAUUCUACGCUUUGAAAAGGAUGGGGAUGCUUCAGAAUCGAAGAACUUCUCGCUCAUUUAGCGACAUGCAUUACCAUUUUUUCUGCUGGGAUUUUGUGUCAGUACAUCAGUGGGAUGCAGCUUUUAAAGAAAAUUCCACAACAAAGGAAAUUGUUACUAGGACCAUGUUGCUUUAUGAUGCAGGUAUUUAGUUCAGUCCGUUCUUGGAGUUAUUUCUUUGUUAAGAGGAGUAGAAAUACGUGUGUAGUCAGGAAGGAGGAAUAGAGGUGUAGUGGAGUCUGAACAGUUUGUUGGGAGUGGCAGGACUGCUGCACUUAAUUGAUAUAGCACGUGAGGUUGGAUAAGCCAAGCUGGACGAGGAGCAAACUAGUUCAGGGACUGUUUAACUGCUUCAAACAUCGCCUAUACUGUUCCCACAUUCGUGAAACACAACACGCAUGUUCUUUCUACUGAGAACACAGGCACUGACUCAAUGAGACAGACUUGCCAAACGACCUAGAAAAGAGGAACAAAAUGGAGUAUCGCGUACACAUUGUUCAGCUGUUAAUACUAAUGAGUUGUCUCGCUACUGUGUUAUGCAAGGAACUUUCUUCAAGUGUCAAUCGCGAGUCGAUCCAGCGUCCCUAUACUAAAGAUGGGAAAUUGGUGGAUCCAUCUGAUCCUUGGUCUAGAAAGCGUUACCAUGCAGCUGACGUCCAUCCUCCGAAGCGCAUCAUGAAACUCAUGCAACAACUGUCCAAGAAUGAAGAUCUGUUGAAGGAACGAGGGAACACAGUCCGUAGCUACCUGCCGAAUCUGAGGUUUGCUUGCAAUGAACCAACCUACGUGUUCAGCAUAAAAUCACACAAGACUGAGAGCCUUCGCUCCGUGGAACUUCACUUCUUUGCUUCCAAACCCAGCAACCUGAUUGACUCGGAAUCGACCAUUGACAUUCAUUUACAUCUCAUUACCAAUACUUCAUCGGCAUGCCAGCCAAUUGGAGUGCAGCAACGACCAGCAAAAGCGCGUGGAUGGCAAGUCAUUGACGUCACAGCUCAGAUAGCUCAUCUCUUGAAGCCAAUCUUGGAGAGUGAAAAUUCACAGAUAACUGUGGGUGUUUCGUUUCGACUUCAAGAAACUGGAGGGUCGCAUGAUACAUCACGUGAGCGUACCACCAAUGAGAAAAUCAUGUCCAAUCACGCCCGGCCAUUCUUACUGGUGUAUGCUGAGGAUGAUGAUAGUAGUGGGAAUUCAGUGUUGCAGUGGACACAAGAGGGCGCUAAAACUAAAACCGCCCCAUCCGAGACGACCCAUCCUAUGGAGGCGCGAAGUCCUACACAGGUGCGAAGUCCUACACAGGUGCGAAGUCCUACACAGGUGCGAAGUCACACUCGACAUGCCCGUAGUGUCGAUGGCAAUGUUCAUUCCAUCAUGACCAAUGAGUUUCCUGAAGGAAGCACCAAUGUCGCACAUCAGGCAACCUUCCAGCACUUCAAUGAACAAGACUCGAAACGUCGUAAGGCCAAGAAACGCACGAGUAAGAAACGUAAACGAGUCUCCAAGAAGCAGCACCGAAAAGCUCCACUGUUAGAUCCUUCAAGCUCAGUGGUUGAAGACGAGUCUGAGGAACAAGCAGCCAUGAACGAUGACAGAGAUCAGAAUACCGUGUUACCAAUGAGUCCGAAUGAUGGGCCGUGCUCACGUCAUGCCAUGUUCGUCAGUUUUGAUACAAUCGAUUGGGAUGGCUAUGUCAUUGCACCGACAGGUUUUGAAGCUUUCUACUGCACAGGGGCCUGUAGCUUCCCUCUCUCAAAGACGGACAAUCCUUCCAACCAUGCAACCAUACAGAGCGUCAUGAGCGUAGCUGGUAUACAGGCCAAGAUACCUCCUCCUUGCUGUGUUCCUGAGAAACUCACUUCACUCUCCAUCUUAUUCCUGGACGAAAAUGAUAACGUGGGUUUGAAGAGCUACAAGAAUAUGGUGGUGGAAUCUUGCGGUUGCCGCUGAAGGCUGCAUUGAUUGGGGAUAAACGUUCGAUAGCCUAAUUAAAUCACAACACUUAUUAUAAGAUCGUUCGUUCAGCUAGUGAUGACUCUCAAAAUCCUACGUUAGUUGCGCACUUCUUUGUGUUUUUGUUGAGGAACACUCCAUAUACGUGCUGAAAAGAUUAGGGUUUUAAGACACUCUUCCACCAGGAGCUAUCGUUCCUAAAUUGUAACCCCGAACACAAUUUAACGAAUUAGAGAACUGGAGCAAUUGUGUUUCAUGUAUUAUUUUUUGUUAAUAUCACUGCCAUGCACAACUAUUGUGUUUAAAGUUUCUACACAAAAACUCGAUCUAAAUUUGGAUUCGGGGAUUUUCUGGUGCCAUGAUAUCAUAAGAAGAAAGGGUUAAUGGCUAAGAUGCUGUUCUAUGACCGUGCACCGGAAAGGGUGCUCUUUCAUUGUUCUUACACCAACAUAGAGUAACUUGUUGCUAUUUUUAACCCUAAAAUGGCCAUGUGAUUUCGACCAUCUCACAGCUGCUUCCCCCCCCCCCCAAGAUCUCGACCAUCGAGUGACGAAAAAUUAUUUAAAAACUCAACAUGAACAUA
This is a messenger RNA of Patiria miniata (bat star), 2676 nucleotides long. Its product is annotated as growth/differentiation factor 10-like. Lineage: Eukaryota; Metazoa; Echinodermata; Asteroidea; Valvatida; Asterinidae. Gene Ontology annotation, molecular function: cytokine activity; growth factor activity. The transcript has 4 exons. The record is from RefSeq and is a predicted model, not a curated record. Gene Ontology annotation, cellular component: extracellular region. Gene Ontology annotation, biological process: BMP signaling pathway; SMAD protein signal transduction. Bases 618 to 2090 code for a protein of 490 amino acids.